Messenger RNA from Pocillopora meandrina, 6734 nucleotides. Lineage: Eukaryota; Metazoa; Cnidaria; Anthozoa; Scleractinia; Pocilloporidae. The record is from the annotation of a GenBank genome assembly.
CAAUAUGGCGGACGAUACUGGAGAAGGUUUCAUCUUCCUUCGAUUUUGAAUACUGGUACCCCUGUAGAGCGCAUCAAAUCGGCUGCAGCAGCGAUGUAAAUUAUGAUUAAAUUUAGUGAGGAAGUUUUCAUGGACAGAGUGAGGUGUCUGUCGGAGAGAUUGCUGUAAUUGCUCUUUCGUUUUUUUAAGUAACUUGCCUCUAGAGAGCCGAAAUUGUGCGUGCUCCAAAAUAGUGGAAGAAUGCAUUCAAGGGCGCACAUGUUACUCGAGAAAGAGUGGUUUAAAUUGCAAAAGGAAGAGCUUCCUUGGGUAAGUUACACUAAUCACACGUGUACCUUCUAACAUUAUGUAGUGAGCGUUGUAAAUUUAGUAUGUAUUGUGCUCAUUUGAAGUUUAUUUGUGUUCAUUGCGAUCGUAUAGUGUUUUUGUUCACAUUUAUAUACUUCCUUCAAAUGAUGUGUCACGAGUCUAGAGGUAAGAAUUCGAUGUAGUACACUCAUGUACAAUGUUAAUUGGUCCACGAAACGAGGGAUACUAGUCACUGUUAACUAAAGAAUUUAAGGUUUCUGUUUUCACCUUAGUGAAUACUACUAGUUUUGUUAUCACUCCUUCUUUCUUAAAAUUUGAGCUUGCCGAUGAAGUGGACCUCAGUGAUCAUCUAUUUAGUGGCUGGAUUUAUGAAAGUUAGCCUUUGGGACUCGGAGUAGAGUUGUAGUUUUCACUGUUAAUGAAUUAAUCAAAACUAUAACAAAAUUCUUGAACGUGAUUGGUUAUCACCAGCCUGAUUUGAGCACUAAUAGGACUGUGUACGCGUCAUGGUUGUAAUUGGAAAGUGUAAUAGAACAGUUAAAGGGACAGUUAACACAUCAUGCCUGUGUAAGUGGAUAGAAUGCAUCAUGUGUGCUGUUGUCUCGCAUUUUGUUGAGUUAACUGUUGCUUUUUUAUGAAAAUGUUAACUGAUGUCCAGUUUCUUUCUCAAGUUUUGUCAUAGUUUUGAUUAAUUGGUAACAGGACAGGACUUCAUGCUGUCAAAUUCUGUCUGUAAUCAUACUUGUGAUUAACAAAUCUGACUCCUGCUUCGCAGUUAUUUGGUUUUGUCAAUCACUCAUAUGAUUACGGAACAAAUUGGACUCCACUCGGACCCAUUACCAUUAUUAAUCAUAACCAUUUCAAUUCCUCAAAUGUGAUUGGUGCAUUGGGUGCCUCAUUUUUCACUAAUCAUUCUGUACAGUGGUAAUCAGACAGUGUGAUUGGACAGUUGGCUGUAAUCAAACACCAGCAAUUGUCUCCAUUGUCUCCAUUGGAUAUAUUUGUUCUAGAUGUAUCUUUUUUUUUAACAUUGUAAUGGUUAUGAUUAAUUAGUAACAGGACUUGGUGUCAUCCAAUUGCGUCAGUAAUCAUACCUAUUGUUAACAAAUUGGACUCCUGCUUCUUGGUUGUCUGAUUUUGCCAUCACUUGCGUGAUUACAGACUGAAUUGGACUCUGCUCAGUCCAAUUACCAUUAUGAAUAUAUAGCUAAAGCUUGAAACCAGAAGUAUGUGUGUGACAUAUUUUGGUUUGAUUGGGAGUCACAAGGGCAAAUCCAAAACUUUUUUUAUUGUGGAUGGGUAGGGUAAACUUUGAUUCAGAGGGAGGAGGACCCUCUCUUGAAUUCACCACCCAUCACUGAGUCAUAAUGUUCCAGGGUUUAUAUAUUUCUCUCUGUUUAGGGUAUAAAGGCCAACCCACUCAAUGAGGAUGUGGACAUGUUUACCUGGGAAGGUACCCUAAAAGGCCCUAAAGACACAAUGUGGGAAGGUACAUGAAUCACUGUUGUUUUAUUGCUUUCCUCUGCUAAAGCCUGUCUAUAAGUCAUAUAGUGAAAUGUCUUUAAAAAACAAAUCAAUCUUGAAUUAUUUUAGUCUUCAUUUUGUUAACCCUGUGACGGUCUUCAGCCUUAAACUUCUAACUUUUCCUCACAAAUUCAAAACAUUAUCCAAUAAAAUAAGGGGCAAGAAUACAGAUACACAUCUUACUUUGAUAUAGUACCAAAUUCUCAUAACUAGCUCAUAAGGUGGUCUAUAAAGAUAGAAAGGAGAAUAACCCACCUUAUCUUUGGAAUUAAUUACAAAUAACUUUUUUCAAUUUUUUUUUUUUCAGGUGGUGUCUUCAAGUUGUAUCUUCAGUUUGAUGAGUGCUACAAUGGCAGACCACCAAAGAUUUUCUUUCACACAAUACCCUUCCAUCCAAAUGGUGAGAUUAUUAUGUUGUUAGGGUUGUGGGGUGAGAAUGAUUUUUUGUAUUUAAUGUUUUGGAUUGCCCUGGAAAUCGCUGUGUUCCCCAGUUAGAGAGUUUGUAAUAAAUUAUGUUUGCUUCUCUCAGGUGCAGUAAUGUCAAAUAUUUUGUUAGGGCCAAAGGAGUAGGGAGAUUAAAAAGGCUUGCACCCUCUCCCUUUCCCAACUUAAAAAAAUAGACCUUAUGACUCCUUGAAAGUAACCUCAGAGUACCACUCUAGAAGAGUUUGAACGUGACAAAUGCAAUGAGAGCUUUUUUACAUUGUCAAAGUUCUCUUGAGCAGGUGCUGCUUGAGGAAGUGUCUCGAGCCUGUCAUGGUAAACCACAAUCAACUAAACUUUAUGUCACCCCUCCCCUCCCCUUCAAAACUUGUUUCUCUUAGUCUGUAUGUAGAUUUUUAUGCAAGGAGUAUAUUGUGGAGAAAAAUGUUUUUUUGACUUGUCACAAGUGUGGGAAACAAAGAAAAAAAUUCUGAGUCCCCUUGAGGAAUCAAACCUCAAACCUUUGGAUUUCACAAUCUGAUGCUCUACCACUGAGCCACAGAGACUCUAUGGUGAGCAAGGCCCAUUGUGAAGUCAUAUAUGUUCACAUACAACACUUGUCCUGUAUACUGCUAGGAUUGGCAAUGUUGCUGAUCCUAACAGUUAUUAUGCAGGACACAUUUUCUUUGUGCCACGCUUGUGACAAGACGAAAAACAUCUUUCUUUAUUUCUUUACCAGGCUUAAAACUUAUCAUCUUCCUUAUUCUAUUUGCAAUAUAUUCUGGGUUCCUCCUUCCAAUUCUUAUCAAAGCUAUCAUUCCAUAAAAGUUUACAAGCAAUAUAAAGCUAUUAGUAAUGAUCGAAAAAUUAAAUUUGCAUCCUUAUAGUAAAGAAAAUCUUCAGAUUUUAACUGUCUCUUGCCAUUGUUGCUUUUCAGUUGAUGCAGACACAGGUCAAGUAUGUGCAGACUUUCUUGAUGAUUUGAACUGCUGGAAAGAGUUUUAUUCAAUUUCUUAUAUGCUACUCAGUAUCCAGGUAAACAAAACAAAUAAAAUGCAGUAAUGCAAUGUCUGUACAUGUAGUUCAAACUUCCAAGUUUGUCCUUUUUUUUGUCUGUGAUUCUUAUAGAAUAUCUACUGGUACAUGUAUUAUUUGCUAAUUUGUGUUUAUUCUAACAAACUCAUAUUGCAAGAUGCUUUGGCCUCUCAUUUGACAUGCUGGGCUUUCAGGUCGAGAGUUCCCAGCUUGCAUCUGGUUUGGGCAUUGUGUUUAGUUCUCAGGCAUGACAUUUAACUUUCAUCGAAUAAUUAAUAAGAGUUGAAGAGUUGUUGAUACUGAACUCUUGAUGGAUGGAGACCUUAACCCUUUAACUCCCAGAAGUGAUUAACAAGUAACUUCUCUCUACAAUAUCCAUGCACUAUCCAGCAAACAGGUAAUGAGAAUAUUCAAAUGUAUCAGGUAGAAGUUGUCAUCUUGAUCUAACACCAAAUUCUCAUAACUUAUUGACAAGGAAAUGUGUUGCAGCCAGAGGGGAGAAUUAACAACCAGAUCUUGGGAAUUAAAGGGUUAAGAUUUCUGACUGUACAACCAAAGAUUAAAUCACUUCUUUCAAUUUCUUGUCAAAUUUCACAGAUGCUGCUACCAAAUCCAGUUCUUGAGGAUGCUGUAAAUCCUAGUGCUGCCAGAAUUUUUGCUUCCUCACCCAGUGGUUUCAGACAGACUGUGCUGGACUGUGUUCUUGCCAGUAAGAGAAUUGAAGGUGAAAAGAUCUUUACAAAAGUUGGCAUGCUUCUGCUUGCAUAGACUCGUGCAGUUUUGCAGAAUAUCUCAAAUUGCAUCCAAUCUCAUAAUAAAUAGGAAAUCCUUUAAUGAGAAAUGCAUUAUCUCGAUAAAAUGGCGAAGGAAAAUGCUAUUUUGCUACAGAUUUAUUCAAAGAAAUUCAUGUAAACUCCAGGAGAAUUGUACAUUUAAGGGAGGGGUGGGAGGGGAGAAGAGAACAGGGGGGGGGAGGCGACAAGGCAAAUAUUAGCAGAAGUGAGUGAUCAUGGAAAACCUAUUUAAAAUCUAACUACACUCACCUUUACAAGUUCUGCCAUACACGGCAAUGUUCUUAAAUUUUCUCCCAUACUUAAGCUGGGCCUCUGUAAUAUAACGUUUACGACACUAUGCGUGUUGCAGUGCGCAAAAGAUUGUGGCAGCAUUGUAACGCUUCUCAUCUUGCAGCACUUGAUGCAUGGAAAACUUGGCAAGACAUGUUGUUGUAGGAGAUUUUACACUAUACAGUUUCAAAAAGAAAAGAAUUCCAGUUGAUUAUAAAAGCUUCAUUUACGCCGCGGAUGUUAACGAGCCCUCGAUUCUACUCAAACGCAAGCUCCUAGUUCUUGAGCAGCGUCUAGUCAUCGAGACUACGUAAAAUUGAUCUUUCACGUAUGCACAUUUUUAAUUCAGCUGGCCUCAAACCUCACACGGCCGAGGAAGUCGACCUAACUCGAAUGUCCCGUAAAGAUCCCGAGCCACCCGCGAGAACUCCUGACGAAAGAAAAAAGAGCUCGAAAAUCGGAAAAGUUUCGUUUGAUGACUAUCAUGCAAUGUGGAGUGGAAUAGCUACAACUAAACCAGUUUUGAGUUCAAAUAAUCCGCUAAGUGAGGUUCUUAAAGCCGAUUCCAAUCUGCAAGCCACACACUUUGGACUGCCGCAACAGGAAUUACACGAGGAGAUUCACAAACAAUUGACAGAGCAUAACGCCAUAAUGUACGGAAACUUUGAUACUGGACGAGAUGGUCGGGACUUAACGGAACUGAAGACCACUAGGAUUCAGUUGCUGAAACAGAUUUACCUUCCUAAACAGCAAGGUAUGGUUUGUGCUAGUGUUUUUCGUGUUAAGGAUUUUUCUUUACACUCAUUACGUCGUCACGGAAAAAUUAAGUACUGGGAGAGAAAAGAAUGUGGGCUGGAAAACAGCUUUUGUUAGGGCAAUAGGCGUGUCUAAUGGUGCAAAUUGAGAGGAUGACGUGUGCAAAGGAAGGAGAAGUCGUUUAUUCUUUCUGGGCUCCGGCAAAUGAUGUUUUUGGCGAGGAAAGCCUUAAGUUUUCAAGUUCGUCUACAAGCAAACCGACUACAGAAUGGUUUAGUAACAACUUCGGCGUUGAAGAGCAUAUUUGUUUGAAACAGGAAAUAAGCUACAUUGUACUCAGCACCGAUACUGUAACACAAAGUACAGUGCGGGGAGAUGCAGACUUCACUAGCUUCAAGGUCCUAUUUUUUCUCAUGUGCAGUUUAGGUGUAAGCGGCUUUUAGAAGUUGAAUGUUUGCCAUUCAACGAACGCUCAAAGCUAAACCCGUCUUAAAUGGAAACUGAUUUUAUCCCAAACUGCAUUGGCAUAAGUUACAGACACAUGAAGAACUUGGAGAUUGUUUACGAACAUUGUAGCAUUUUUAGCCAGCGUAUAAUUGAAUUUAAGCUGUUGGUUUACAAAAUAAUCAUUCGUCAAAGGACUCUCCCACAAAUGAUUUACAUGCAAAUUCUCCCUGUAAGAUUUUUUUUAUCAUUCAGUAAACAGGCUUAGAGAAUCGAGAUUUGUUUUUCUUGAAAUUGAUUUGAUUUUAAUUAAAUCUUUGGAUUCAAAGAGUUAUAUAUUAGUUUCUUUUUUAUUUAUGGUCACGUAGGAGGUCUUUCCGGCACUGAGACUCCUUUAUCCAGAACUCAGACCUAUGCUCCUUCACCGGCGGAAACAAAUGCGAGAGACCUGGAACCUCAUGACCAGGAAGUCGAGGAUCUGUUAGCUUGGACUAAUACGUUGCCUUAGCAACUUCAGAGUGGAUACGACGAAGUAUGCGAAGCGGCAGCCGCGUCUCAGUUGGCGCCAAAACCGACGUGUUCAAUUACCUGUUCUUACUGAACACUGGUGGACCAAACUAGUCACGCGUGAACAUAUGUAAAUGAAGACACUUUAAGGGGUGGGUUACUACAUACAACAAUUGUCAAACGCUUCACUGUCUCAAAAAUAAAAUACAACGAAAGUAAGAGCGAAGCGGGUGGGUUGUGAUCUGUAGGUUGCGAAUUGUGGUGAGCGCCAUUGUUUUUGGUUACGGGGCUUUUCUAGAAACAGCUGCGACUGUUGCGCAACGUUUCCCCUGGAACGCACGGAAGCAUUACAAAACAAUUUGAUGUCCUCGACUUGGUUGGUUUUCCAUAUUUUCCACGGUGUAAAGGGAGUCCCAUUGUUAAGCUGGUAGGUUUAAAAAUUGACAAAUUUUUAACUGUCAGUCGUAAGGAAAAAUUAAUCGUAAAAAUUUUACUUUUAACCCUAACGAAAAGAAAUUGGCCGUCAGCCGUAAAAACCAUCACCCCAUUGAGACCCUUUGUAAAGGCUCCGCCUAAAAAUAGUAAGACCGAAAAUACUGAAAUAUGUACAUGCCUUUUUUUUUAUUUAAUCUUCAUUAUUCAUGCAUGUAAAUACCUCUUCCAAUACUACAU